CCCAGCUGCCCCAACUGCUUGACUCUCCCAGGAGUCCGGGGGGCAUAGCUUCCUCCUCUCUCAGAGACCCAGGAAUCUGCAUCACCAGGCUGUUCCUCACCCAGGACCCAGAAGCCCAGCCUCCGCCCCCAUGGAGACCUGCCGGUCCCUGGCCCUGCUCACUAGCUCCCUGGGCCUGCUGUCUCUCUUGGUGGCUCUGAGCACGAAUUUCUGGUUUGUGGCCGAGGGGCCCAGCUCCUUGUCUCACUCGGGCCUCUGGCCAAGGGGGGAUCAGGGCGCAGUAAAAGGCUAUAUCCACGUGACACAGAGCUUCUGCAUUCUGGCUGCCCUUUGGGGCCUGAUCUCUGUGAGCUUUCUGGUCAUGUCCUGGAUCCCUUCACUGUCUGCCCCUGGACGCGGCCCCAUCGUCUCGACCUUCAUAGCCUUUGCCGCGGCCCUCUCCCUGACAGUGGCCAUGGUGGUCUACACUGUUGAGCGGUGGAAGCAGCCUGGACACACCCAGAUCCAGUCCUUCUUUUCCUGGUCCUUCUACCUGGGCUGGGUUUCAACUGUCCUCUUUCUCUGUGCAGGUGGCCUGAGUCUGGGAGCUCACUACGGGGCCCACCGGCCUGGCUAUGAGGCCAUGUGAACCACAGGAUGGCUUGGGCACUCCAUUCUCUGAAGGCAUCAUCAGGAACCACGAAAAUAGCUGGCUCUCCUCCCUGCCCUGACUCCCAGCGUCUGCAAGCUCUUUCCUUUGUGUCUUCAUUCAUUCAACAAAAAUUCGCUGGGAUCUGGUUAUUCCGAGGUUAAUGCUGCCACAACGGAAGGAGACGACACUCCAGCUCCACAGUGGAUGACACUGGGCACUCAGAGAGGAGUCAGUCCUGCUACCUGCCCUGCCCUAGAGAUGCUCCCACCAGAGUGGGGACCAGUGCGGGCUCGGGCAUGGCCCCAGGGCCCUCGUCUCUCCAUCCUUUAUCUCUUUUCUUCCCUUCGUCUUUCUCCCUUUAGCUCUUUUCUUCUUGCCCCCUCUUUGAUUUUGUCACCCUUGCC
This is a messenger RNA of Balaenoptera acutorostrata (minke whale), 1035 nucleotides long. RefSeq names its product natural killer cell granule protein 7 (gene NKG7). The record is from RefSeq and is a predicted model, not a curated record. Bases 131 to 628 code for a protein of 165 amino acids. The transcript is spliced from 4 exons. Gene Ontology annotation, cellular component: plasma membrane. NCBI's taxonomy places the organism in Eukaryota, Metazoa, Chordata, Mammalia, Artiodactyla, Balaenopteridae.